AUGAAGACUUUGAACUCUGCCAUCUCUUCUCCGAAAGAAGCUAUUUCCGGCGCAAUAAAUUCACAAAAUUUGCAAACAGAAGUUCCUCCACAACCGCCUUCGCAUGUCUAUCCUCCUGGUUCUCAACCGCCUUCGCAUGUCUAUCCUCCUGGUUCUCAACCGCCUUCGCAUGUCUAUCCUCCUGGUUUUCAACCGCCUUCGCAAACCUAUUUCCAUGGUUAUCAAGCACAGAAUUUUCAGAAGCCUCUGAUUUCUUCUUUUCCAAACCCCUAUACUUUACAACCAGGAAACCAACAAAAUGCUAACACACACCUAUUACAUGCUGGUGGCUUCCCUUUUGGUGCCGGCAUUCCUGGCGUAUAA
Molecule: messenger RNA, 363 nt
Organism: Mitosporidium daphniae
Lineage: Eukaryota; Fungi; Microsporidia
Exons: 1
Coding region: 1-363 (120 amino acids)
Source: RefSeq, a predicted model, not a curated record